Ipomoea triloba (trilobed morning glory) is the source of this 814-nucleotide messenger RNA. RefSeq names its product DNA-directed RNA polymerases II and V subunit 8A-like. Gene Ontology annotation, molecular function: DNA-directed RNA polymerase activity. NCBI's taxonomy places the organism in Eukaryota, Viridiplantae, Streptophyta, Magnoliopsida, Solanales, Convolvulaceae. Gene Ontology annotation, biological process: DNA-templated transcription. Gene Ontology annotation, cellular component: RNA polymerase III complex; RNA polymerase II, core complex; RNA polymerase I complex. The transcript has 5 exons. Bases 212 to 634 code for a protein of 140 amino acids. The record is from RefSeq and is a predicted model, not a curated record.
CCCAACACCACAAAGGCAUAAUUUCCCUGCCGCCAUAACCGGUUUGAGGAUUUUUCUUUUCCGGCUUCCUCUGGACUAGUGACGCCGUGACGGCGACGAACGUCUCUGUCUUCUCUCCGAUUCUCAGUACCAGUGAAUCCGUUACUCCGGAAUCUAUAGGCUCUUAAUUCGUGUUCUUUGCCCACCUCUCCUUUAGGAAAUUGCUGUCAAGAUGUCUGGUUUUCACUUUGAUGAUAUUGUCAAGGUCGUUCAAGUGGAUGCUGAUGGUAAAAAGUAUGACAAAGUUUCUCGGCUUGAUGCAAAGAGUCAAGAUGGUAAGACAGAUAUAGUGCUAGAUAUCAACUCGGAGCUAUAUCCUGUUAAGAAGAAUGAGUUGUAUAGGAUGGUGUUAUCACAAACUCUUGCUUUAGAUGGUUCAGCUACUGGUAGCAACCCCGAGGGCAAGAUGAAAUCGCUUGCGGACAAAUUUGAGUAUGUCAUGCAUGGACUGUUAUAUAAGGUUGCAGAGGAGUCAUCUAAAGUGGUGGCAUAUAUUUCUUUUGGAGGACUUCAACUGAAGCUGAGCAGUGAGCCGCUGAACAUGCACAAAUUUAAGCUCGAUCAAAGGCUGUUUCUUCUUUUGAGGAAAAUGUGAAUUCUGUUAUAUGAACUAUCAUUAGUUUGGCGGCUCUUUUAGAAAAAAAAAAAAACAAUUUUACUAGGAAAGAGUCCUUUCUUUUGUAAUGGUACAUGGUUGAAGAAUAUUAGGCUGUUAAAUGCUAAUCUAUUUGUACACUUUCCCCGCUAUCUUAUAUAUGAGGUUGCCUUUGAACUA